CUUCCAUCAUGUUACGAAAUGCUGCUCUCUCCUCAAGGCCUUUGUUUGCCUUUGCUCUGGUCUGUGCAGCUGUCAUGUCCUUUAUCAUGUGUUCAGAAGCUGCAAGAGUCAGCCCCAUAACAACCCAGGUGAACGAUGGAGUGAAGCACAAGCGUCUGAGAAAACUGUAUAUUCCACGCAGUCAGCACAAUCCCAUCUUCACUGGUCAGCCAUCAACUCAAACUGGACGCCAAACUGGGACUACUGGUGAAACUGAGACAAGCGGGAAUUCUAGAGUAGCUUCGUCAAUCAUCUACCAACGGCCAAACCCUGUACGUUUUAGUUACAAUCAAAACAGUCCAGAUAACAGAGAGUCUCCAGCAGUGCAUGAUUUAAAUAGGCCAGCAAGCAGUUACCAACCACUCUCUGGUAAUUCAUACAGAUCAAACUCAGUGAUCAUUAGAAAAUCAUCUCUAAAAGAAGCUUCCCGUCCCUUUCAUCUAAGCCCCAGUCCGUCACAAGUUUGGGAUGCUCAGAAUUCCUACAUCAAAGAAGAAGUUCCCAGAUAUGCCUCCCCUUCUCCUUUUUCAUCCCAGACUGCUAGAUAUUGGAGUGCUCCACUGCCAACUUCAAGAGGGAAUUAUAAAGAGGUUAAUGAGCCCCCCGCAUCUGGGGCACGGAGCAAAUUUUUCGGCUUCUCGAGUCAACCCGCUCCUCAUCCGCCAUCAGUCAGCAACAGCUUAGACGCCUAUGUUAUUAAAAGCAUCCCCAGCCCAGAAAAACUGACUUCACCACAUACAGAUUUUUCCCAGAAGUUGAACUCGGUGAGCAGCAGUGAGUUGCCAAGAAACAAAAAGUUCCAGUCAUAUCUGUUCAAGAACUCCCUGACCUCUGGACAUGAGAGAGUUCAUUCAGCCACUAGUGAUGGACCUGCCGCUUUUUUCCCGCCGCCACAUCAGCAGCAGGCCUCUGAUUCACAAGUUUACAGCAGGUUUGCUUCAAUUGUUAAACAAAGAAAAUAUUCAACUCAGGAAGUAGAACGGCUAUCUGAUGAGGCCAAACCACUGCUAAAUAAUGCUAAUGUGGCCCAGUAUGGUCCUAAUACGGAUCAUUUUAGUAAAUAUAAAGACAUAACUCAAAUCUCUGAACAUCCUGGGAAAGACGCCACCAUUCAAAGUGUUGACCCUAUUCCACAUGCAGAUUUCCAGGGUAACAAUACAACUGUUAGUGAUACAUCCCCAGUAAGUCGUGAUACGACCAAAAGAGAAUCAAAGCAUGCUAACAAACCUGGAACAACCGUAAAAAGCAUCUAUGACUUCAGAGGAUUUAUAAACCCAACAUGGAGAGGUGUGAAGGGCCAAGUCUCUAAUGACAGAACCAACCCUCAAAGCUACAGCUUGGACCAAGGAAAGGAAGCUAAUAUACACCCUUCUUUCUCACCAAGGUUUAGCUUUAGCCGGAGACAAGCAUCCAAACUUGUGAAGACCCUAACAGAUGACCCCUUUCCUGGAACUUUGGAUAUCGUCCAAACCAAAUCUACUAUAUGGCCGUUUACGACAGGAUUUAAGGAAACGUCUACUAUGCAGCAUCAAACUGGUGAUAGAAGACCAUUUAAAAACUAUAAAAGAAUAUAUGGUCUCAGAGGAUUUAGUACUCGACCACUCGAGGGAGCCAAAACUGUAGUUAGUGAGCCAGAAAAGUCUGCUAGAGUCCAGCAGGGGUUUAAAGCUCUUCAACAUAGAAGCCCACAGAUUUUGCAACAGAGCCAUGUAUCCACAGUGAGCCAAAAUGAGGUAAGCAGUGAAGACCUUAAACCAACUUUAAAGGAAGCAGGAAGCACUGACACUUCACCGGACACAUACCAAAAGAGACGCAAAAUCUACACAUUAUUAGGAUUUCAGCCAGUUCCAAACAGAAAUGCAAAUCUUAAUAGCACAACACUAGAACACAUAACGUCCUCAUCUUUUCUCAGAUCAGACAGAAGACCCACAUUUGAAUCCAGCCCAAAAUUUGAGCCAAGGACGCCAACCAAAGUUGUUGGAAUGGGCCCACUCCACAGUUCCACCAGCAGCACUGUGAGAGGCACACGUGUGAAAGGAAAUAAGCCCAAUGGAUUCACCAAUGAGUCUGGGAAGGCGGUCAUUGUCAGGCCGCCAAAGACCCCCGCCAGGGUGUUGGCUGUCACCUACGCCGAUGUUCUUGGAAGUGCCUCGUUCAGUGGUGUCAAAGCUACAACCCAGACACCAUUCAUACCAGCUGAUAAGGAGUAUUUUCCAAAUGCUACAACGGAGCAAAAAGAAGGGGUGGGUAAUUGGAGCUUUAACUCUGAGGAUGCUGAGUUCAGGAGAGACAACACGAGCAGAGGUUCUGAAGACCAUGAGGUAGAAGAUGUUAAAGAACACCACUUGGGCGAAGAUGUCGACGGUGGCAUGACAACUUCUGAUUUAUUCCUGGAUGAUGAAGGAAGUGGAAGUGUGGGGUUUAAUAUGUCUGAUGUUUUUUCCACCAACACCACAAAGAUUCUUAGCGAGGAUUUGCUAGUAGAAGAUUUAUUUCCUCCAAGUCCAAGAACUGUCCUGUUCUGAGAAAUGACAGAAACUCUUGGGAAUGUCAUGUGGUUGCUUGAACAAGCCCAAUAACAUUUCGAAAAGUACUCUUUUGUGAUUUUGUUCUUUGGCAAACAAUGGCUGCUCCUAAGCAGAAUAACUAAAAUGAUCGAAUGAGUGAUGUUUCUUACGUUUUCUAUGUAAGAA
Molecule: messenger RNA, 2732 nt
Organism: Gymnodraco acuticeps
Lineage: Eukaryota; Metazoa; Chordata; Actinopteri; Perciformes; Bathydraconidae
Product: flocculation protein FLO11-like
Exons: 3
Coding region: 9-2564 (851 amino acids)
Source: RefSeq, a predicted model, not a curated record